ACAAAUAACAAAGUUGGCAAAUUGCGUUACAUUUAGUCUUCGGUUACGUGGCACUAAGUUUAAAAUAAAAAAAAAAAUCUUGAAGUUCGUCUGAUUAUUCCUGUGUAUUAAAUUUACGAAUAAGUUUGACACCAAGCCAAGGAGAGCUUUAAGUAUCUAUUGGAAAAAGUUGCAAUACAUUGCGUUUAUCAAUCAUGAUAAGACUUGCAAUAAUCUUCUUUCUAAUCUCCAUGAUUGAAAGCCAAAAUUGUGACUAUGAUAUUGAUCAGUUAAAAGAAAUAAAACAAAUUUUCCAUGAUUCUGAAAAACGAAUGAAAAAAGCAACUCAAUGUCAAAGUAAAAAUGCGGCAAUUGUCAUAGGAAAUGGAAGAGGGGGCAAAAGUACACUAAUUAAUUACUUAAUGGGAAAUGAAUUGGUAGCUACUCAAUCUAACAAAUAUGAGGACAUUAAAAUAAAUAAAGCUAACAACAAUAUCAGAGGACCAGAAAUUGGUUCUGGAACACUGUCAACUACUACAAUUCCCACAAAAUGGAACUCAAUAAGGUCAGAAUUACAUAAUUUGGACAUCUGGGAUAGCGCUGGAUUUGCGGACAAUAGAAAGAAAAUGCAAGAUUUAAAUAAUUCCUUUCAUCUCUAUCAUUUGACAAGAAAAGUCGAAAAUCUAAAACUUAUUUUAAUUAUCAGUUUUGAUGAAAUUAUUAAUGACAAUGUUGAUCAGAUGAGAAGACUUUUAAGUUCUUUAGAAAGAUAUUUUAAUAACACGUUUGAAGUUAUUUUUCCAGCUAUAUCAGUAAUUAUCUCAAAAGCACCUGAAAUGGAUGAUUUUGAAAAUUUAAUCGAUUAUAAAUACAUAAAUACUAAAUUAAAUAAUAGUUUUUUAUCAAGUUCACAAUUGGAUGUAUCCCCAGUUUCAAAAAGAUUUAUACGGAAUAUAAUAGAGAAUAACAAUCGUUUAGCCAUUUUCAAGCGAGCACAACAAACGGGGACUGUUACUUCUGAUAUCGAUGUUAAUAUUAUUCAAGCUAUUAAUAACUGCGAGAGCAUAAACAAAUCAAUUCGCCAAAAUAUAGGUUUAACAUUUUCACAAGAAUCAGAAAAUUGCCUACUAAAUGCCAGUCAGAUAUUGUUUCCCAUACAAGAAAUUUUACAGUUUCAGAAUGCACUGUUCAGCUCGUUAAAUGAAAAUUUCGAUACUUCUUGUCAAUCCAAUAAUACUAUUACUUUACAACUCAAUAGUGACGAAUUGAAAAAAAUCAACGAAAGUUUGAAUACUUUGACGAAUAAUUCUAAAACAGAGGUUAAAAUUAAAACUCUGGAAAUGAUUAGUGAUAAUUUGAAAAAUUUCAUCAACAACAAUGAUAUUGAUACUAAAAUAAGUCUAAUUCAAUUUCUUGAUUUUAUACUAAAAAGAGAUGAAAUGAGUUAUAUAUCCACUCCAGUAAGUGAUCUUGUUGAUUCCGUAAAAGUGAAAAUCCGCUCAUUGUUAACAUUAUGUUCAUUUAAAUUAAAGGAAAUAACAGAGGUUGAUUAUGAAAAAAAAAAAGUUGAAGGUGCUAAGGACUCAGAAAGAGUACUGAAUAAUACGAUUAAUAAUAUAUCAAAUCUCAAUGUACGUAAAGAAGAACAAAGCGCUUGGCAACAAUUUCUGAAAGACCUUGCACGCUUUCUUCAAUUAGACGGAAGUGCUAUGACUAUGGGUUAAGUUAAACAAUUGUAAACUUGCAAAGAUGUUAUUAUCUACUGAAUGUAAACAAUCGUUUCAAGUGUUUUCAAAUUCUUUCAGGUAAUAUUGUUCCUUACGAUCGCACACAACUAUUAAACCAAUCAUGUUUCUGAAAAAAAA
This is a messenger RNA of Leptopilina heterotoma, 1844 nucleotides long. Its product is annotated as spindle assembly checkpoint component MAD1-like. NCBI's taxonomy places the organism in Eukaryota, Metazoa, Arthropoda, Insecta, Hymenoptera, Figitidae. The transcript is spliced from 2 exons. The coding region runs from base 195 to 1703 and encodes 502 amino acids. The record is from RefSeq and is a predicted model, not a curated record.